Messenger RNA from Brassica oleracea var. oleracea, 717 nucleotides. RefSeq lists its product as uncharacterized. NCBI's taxonomy places the organism in Eukaryota, Viridiplantae, Streptophyta, Magnoliopsida, Brassicales, Brassicaceae. Gene Ontology annotation, molecular function: zinc ion binding. The record is from RefSeq and is a predicted model, not a curated record. The transcript is spliced from 3 exons. Bases 181 to 717 code for a protein of 178 amino acids.
CCAACUCACCACCACGAGAGAUCGCAGCUUCCGUUGGCGUUUGAUCCGCAGAUCGAGAUCCCGAGCUCCAUCGACUUCCGUUCGAUUCCGGUCUUGUAUGAAGGGUCUCAUCUUCCCCAAAUCGUCUGAAACUCUACCCGAGCUCAAUCCUUAGCCGUUACCGAGGUUAAGUAUCUGAAAAUGGGACGUUACAGCUACUCGCAGCCAUCAGAAGACGAGCCAUUAUUUGGAAACAAUGAUGACAGUGGCUACAGCGAGACAGAGGAUCUCAUACGACGCGACCAAGCUGAGUUAAGCUUGGAACGUAGUUCACAAGUUCACUACCCUCCGCAACCGGAGGUAGAGUUUGGUUUCCCGCAGGUCUGCUAUUGUGGUGCUCACCCAGUGCUUGCAACAUCUAACUCCAGGAAUGAUCAAGGGAGAAGAUUUUACACUUGCGCAAAUAAGGACGAUGGCGAUUGCCAUAUUUUCAAAUGGUGGGAUGAGGCGGUGAUGGAUGAGAUGAGAGCCAGAGAUAUACACGUGUUUCAGCUAUCUGAAAAGGUAGAUAGCCUAACCCUUUUACCUGACUAUGACACUGAGGAGAAGCUACGAAAGCUAGAGAAGAUGGUGGGUGAUUUGGCCAAGGAGAAAUCAUGUAUGAUAAAGGGGUUUGAGUGCUUUGUAAUAGUCAUAGUUGUUCUUGUUGUGGUAAUAGGCUUGUCCAUCAACAUUUAA